CUAUAUAAGCCUGGCGAGUCGGGACUCACAACACAGAUUCAUCCAUCUCUCGUCUGCUCCUUUCCCUUGUUCUCACACAAACUCUUUCGAAGCCAUCCGAGCUAGCUGGUGCGAGGCUUAAGCAACGACGGCGAUGGCUUUUAGCUCGGGUGCUCGCGCGCUGGCAGUGGCGCUGCUCCUGGGGCUCUGUACGGCGGCGGCGGCGGCGGGGAGGAUGGACGACGGGCUGGAGGUGACGUGGGGCGACGGGCGCGGGAGCGUGUCGCCGGACGGCCAGACGCUGACGCUGUCGCUGGACCACACCUCCGGCUCCGGGUUCCGCUCCAGGGACACCUACCUCUUCGCGCGCGCUGACAUGCAGAUCAAGCUCGUACCCAACAACUCCGCCGGCACCGUCACCACCUUCUACUUCAUCUCGGAGGGUCCGUGGGACGUCCACGACGAGGUGGACCUCGAGUUCCUGGGCAACGUGAGCGGGCAGCCGUACACGCUGCACACCAACGUGUUCGGCAACGGCAACGGCGGCAAGGAGCAGCAGUUCCACCUCUGGUUCGACCCCACCACCGACUUCCACACAUACUCCAUCGAGUGGACGCAGCACCACAUCCUGGUGCUGGUGGACGGGACGCCGAUCCGGGAGUUCAAGAACCACGCGGACCGCGGCGUGCCGUACCCGUCGUCGCAGCGGAUGCGGCUGUACGGCUCGCUGUGGGACGCCGAGGACUGGGCCACGCAGGGCGGCCGCGUCAAGACAGACUGGUCCCAGGCCCCCUUCAUGGCGCAGUACCGCAAGUUCACGGCCGCGGACGCCUCGUCCUCCUCCACGUCGGCGAGCGGGUACGGGCAGGAGCUGGACGCGGCGGCGCAGCAGGCGAUGAAGUGGGCGCGGGACAACUACAUGGUGUACGACUACUGCGCCGACAGCAAGCGGUUCCCGCAGGGCGUCCCGCCCGAGUGCUCCAUGCCGUAGUAGCGUGGAGAUGGGCCAAGCGCCGGGCCGCUUUGAUUGCGAAGUCGAUCAGAGCAUUAGGGCAGGUUGCACGCAUAGUGGAUGUAUUAUAAGAACCCAUUGGUCUCAUUCUUUGUUUAUACUAUUCAUCUAUUCUUUGGUGUGCGAAUAUAUAGUAGUAUCAUUCGUUUGGUCUCAAGAGAUUUGUGAAAAAGCAGUAGCUUGUUUGUACAA
This is a messenger RNA of Setaria italica (foxtail millet), 1183 nucleotides long. RefSeq names its product xyloglucan endotransglucosylase/hydrolase protein 24. Gene Ontology annotation, biological process: xyloglucan metabolic process; cell wall biogenesis. Gene Ontology annotation, molecular function: hydrolase activity, hydrolyzing O-glycosyl compounds; xyloglucan:xyloglucosyl transferase activity. The transcript is spliced from 3 exons. NCBI's taxonomy places the organism in Eukaryota, Viridiplantae, Streptophyta, Magnoliopsida, Poales, Poaceae. Gene Ontology annotation, cellular component: cell wall; apoplast. The coding region runs from base 134 to 970 and encodes 278 amino acids. The record is from RefSeq and is a predicted model, not a curated record.